Messenger RNA from Peronospora matthiolae, 6396 nucleotides. NCBI's taxonomy places the organism in Eukaryota, Oomycota, Peronosporomycetes, Peronosporales, Peronosporaceae. The record is from the annotation of a GenBank genome assembly.
AUGGACGUCGUGAAGCCUGCGCCACGUCAGGAGGAGGAAGAGAGAGACGAGGAAGAAGAGGAGUCGGUGCUGGUCGGGACGAGCUCUGGAGCGCCGUCGAGUGCCGAGAAACCUACGGAAGAGCAUAAUAUGGUUGUGCCUACUACAGAGAGUUGUGAGGUCCAAGAGAAGGAAGGAGGCGAGAUGGAAAGUGGACAAGAAGGGGACGAAGCGAUGGGGACGAGGACAGAAGAGGCGGCGGAAGCUGGGGAUGCAGACGAGAAGGAGGCGGAGGAGGAAGUAGAGGAUUCGACUGAAGAGACUGGAUUUGGGUCGGGUCCGCGUGUGGAUGGAGCGGACGUGGUGACAGCAGCAAAGGCAGAGACGGACGACUGUAAAGCUGAUGCUGACGCCGCUGUAGAGUCAAAUGACAGGCGUGAGGAAGUACAAGGUGUGGAGAAAGCAGUGGAAUCGACAAAAAGGAUGAGCCCGGUGCAGAAGGUUGGAGGGGACCAGAAGCUAAAGGACGAAACGCACUCGAGCGAGGAGCGGCUGACUCCUAAACAUGAAGCGUCGAUGGGUGGGGUCUCUAGUAACGAGCAGAUGGAAUAUGGAGUAGCGUCUGCAAUGCAGCAACUGGCAGGAGACCAGCGGCGUACUGACGACGUGCCACUGAGUGUCGAUACACAGACGCAGCCACAGCCGACUGGCAGUCGCGGGAUGCACUUUCCGUUUGCUUCAUCGACCUUUCUGGCUCCGUCUCCGACGCCUAUUCGGCCGCUUGGUGGCGAUCCACGUGCAAUGCAGCCGCAUGAGCGUGAUAUAGCUAACAGCCACAGUGCGGCGCCAAACAGUGCAAACAACGCCUCUUUUUCUGACGUGCAAAACGACGCUACCAGUAUUCGCACCAGUUCUGCGGGUAGCGACGCGAUAUCGCAGUCUCAGAUGUUUUGCCACCAGACCAACGCGCCGUCGUUUUACACUGCACCACUGGACGGCCCGCCGGUCGGAUCUGCACAGAUGGAGGAAGGACAAUCAGGAGCUUCGACCACAAGUACGCCGAGCAAUUUGAGUUGGAAUACGCCUGCCGUUCAAGAAACCCCGACGUCAAAAAGUCCAAUUACCAGGCAAAACCGCCAAGGGAGCGGUGAUCCAGGCCUAAAUCCUGCCGCGUUUGCUGCCAAGUCACUUGUGCCCCAGCGUUUAGAUAAAAACUCAUAUGCACUGGAUCGUGCAAGACUGAGUCGGCUGGGCUCAUACGCGAAAAAUACGUCCACCCCGGCUCAGGCUGGUGCCCUUGCUGUAGACAUACUACGCGCAUCAGUGGGUGCAGAACAGACGAGAGCGCACGGUUGGAAAAAUCCGUUUCCUGGUGAUGAGUAUGAGGUCCUGCUUCAAAAGGGAUCGAUUGGACUGUGUAUGAAUAUGAGUGUCCGCUUAGGUUCUGUGACGGUGACGAGCUUUCGCCGUCCAGAGGAAACAAUGAUGGGACCUGCCGAAGCCUGUGGUAUGAUAUCGAUUGGCGAUGAUUUGAUCGCAGUCGACGGCUUUCUUGUACAAUCUCAGGCAGACUUCGCGCGUGUCGUAUCACGUCUCAAGUCGCUACGUCCAGUAUUAUUGCGAUUUCGGCGGCCUGGUGGCGUUGGUUUAGUGAGUAGCCAUUACGAUAACCCGUAUUAUCGCAAAGGGCAACAGACGUCGAUUGUUGGGUUGGACAAUUCACAACUAUUCACGACUGGGAUGUGGCAUAUGGGGGUAAGAUACAUUUCGCCUACUCAGUGGGCUGCGGAGUUGCACGUAGAUGGUGGUGGUAUUCGACGACUCGGCGUUUUUUCUACGGAGAAAGAAGCAGCAUUGGCGUACAAUCAUUACAUUCACCAGACGUACGGCAAUGGAGCUGUUCAGUUUAUGAAUCCUGCAGGCAAUGGUGCGAAUUCCAAUAUACCUGUUGCGGUGUCAAAUGUUCGCGAUAUGCAGCCCAUUCAGCGUAGGCGGCCGCUCCUUCGCGCUGCCUUCACAGUGGAACAGAAGGAGCAAUUGCGUGCACAGAUUAUGGUGUUUAAGUUUACGUCUACUGGGGGCAACAUACCGAACGAAAUUUUGAGUCGCGCGUUAAAGACUAUGGCGUUGAAUUAUAUUCGGCCCAAUGCGAGCAGGAGUAAAAAGAAGAGUUUUGCUCCAACUGCUCUUGGUAAGCCAGCUAAAAAGAAGAAGGUUAAACGAGGCCGCGGAAAAAAGAAGUUUUCCGAUGAAGAAGAAGAUGAAAGCGAAUCUGAAAAUGGUGUAUCAACUGCAAAGACUAUGAAGGACGAACAACCUGCUCGUCGAUCAGGACGUAACGCAGGCAAGGCAAAGAAGAAGUAUGUGGAGGAAAAGCUAAACUUCGAGCUAAGUGAUGAGGAGAAGACUGCAAAACACGAGCAAAAAAAAGCUUUGAGGGGUCUGCAAAUUGAUACAAUUGUUAGUGUGCGGUUCCGUCGACAAAACCGAAACGAUUCCGAAGUGUCCAUGGAAUUUCUGAUCAAGUGGAAGGACACUUCGUACCUUCAUGUGAGCUGGCUUUCCGUAAGAGAAAUUGAAGAGUUUGGCCAGCACGCCAUUCAGCGCAUGAAACGAUUUCUUCAGAAGAAUAGUCGCUUAGUGGAGGAAGCACGAGAGGUGGUUGUCGUUGGCGACGAGAAGGAUCUCAGCCACUACUUUAGCGUUUCGUUCAUUGAAGUGGACCGUGUUUUAAAUGCGAAGGAAGUUGAGGAGUCUAAGGAAGCAAACCCGUACGUUGUUCAUCGCUUGGAAAGGAAUGCAAGCGAGUCUGGAGACCGCAACAAGGUGGUGACGAAACGGGGUGUCAAGUACCUUGUGAAGUGGCGCGACAUGAGCUACGUCGACUGCACCUGGGAGUGGGAAGAUGAAAUUAUUGACGAUCGUAAGAUCGCCGCUUAUCAUCGGUUUAAUCACCCUCCUGUUAUCAAUGGCGCCCACCCUGCAACAUAUGCUGACAUUCGACCGGAGCCGGCUACUUGGGCGAAGUACCAAGAAUCUCCAUCUUACAACAACCAGAACACGUUGAGGUCUUACCAACUCGAAGGUCUCAAUUGGCUGACAUUUUGCUGGUACAACCGCCGCAAUUGCAUUCUCGCUGACGAAAUGGGUUUAGGUAAGACCGUCCAAGCUACUUCCAUCCUGGAACAUUUGCGUCAGCAGGAGUUCAUUCGGGGUCCGUUUUUGGUUGUUGCUCCGCUCGCAACACUGGGAAACUGGAAGCGGGAGAUUGAAACAUGGACUUCCAUGAAUUGCGUCGUGUAUCACGACUCGGAAGGAGGCUCUGAUAUCCGCGCCUUCAUUCGCGAACAAGAGUUUUACUUCGCGAGUGAAGCGCAUCGCAAGCGAGGUGUCUACAAGUUUAAUGUUCUGGUAACAUCAUACCAGACCCUAAUCAUGGAUGCAGAAUUCCUUGAGCCCAUCCAUUGGCGGUACAUUGUGAUCGACGAAGCCCAUAAGCUAAAAAACCGUGAAGCAAAGCUACUCCAGGUGCUUCAUGGCUUCACGUGGGAUUCGUGCCUGUUGAUGACAGGAACACCGCUUCAGAAUGGCGUGUUCGAACUCUGGUGUUUGCUGAAUUUCAUUGAGCCGGAAAAGUUUCCAAGUCAGCAAGACUUUUACGAUGAGUUUGGUGAUUUAAAUACAGCUGAACAGGUUGCGCAGUUGCACGAGCAGUUGAGACCAUAUAUGCUACGUCGGGUGAAAGAGGACGUGGAGAAGAGUAUUCCACCUAAAGAAGAGACAAUUGUCGACGUGGAGCUGACAACGUUGCAGAAGAAAUAUUACCGUGCUAUCUUUGAGCGCAACCGCCAGUUUUUGAACAUGGGAGCGACCGGUACCGUUGCCAAUUUAGUCAACGUUGAAAUGGAAUUGCGAAAGUGCUGCAAUCAUCCUUUUUUAAUUCGCGGUGUCGAAGACAAGGAAUGUAUGGGCUUCGACGACCAACUCCGAAUGAAAGUUCUGAUUCAAGCUAGUGGUAAGACUGUAUUGCUAGACAAGCUACUGACCAAGUUUCGUCAGGAAAAGAAAAAGGUGCUUAUUUUUUCGCAGUUCAAGAUCAUGUUGGAUAUUAUCGAAGAUAUGUGCCAGUUACGAGGAUAUAGCAUGGAACGUCUUGAUGGGUCUGUCCGCGGCAACUUACGUCAAGCAGCAAUUGACCGUUUCAAUAGCCCGAAUUCUGACACGUUCGCAUUCCUACUAAGUACCCGUGCAGGCGGAGUGGGUAUUAACCUUAUUGCGGCAUCGGUUGUGAUAUUGUUUGACAGCGAUUGGAAUCCUCAAAAUGAUCUUCAAGCAGUGGCGCGCUGCCACCGCAUCGGCCAAACACAGUCAGUGAAUAUUUAUCGUUUGGUGACAAAAAAGACAUACGAGGCUCAGAUGUUUGAGAUUGCGUCAAAGAAGCUUGGCAUGCAUCACGCCGUGUUUGAGACUGGUGGCGUUCGCAACGAGUUUGAUGGUGAAGAUGACAGUAGUGGGAAUAUGAUGUCAUUGAUGUCGUUAGACCGCGACAAGGUUGAGAUGAUGAUCAGGUACGGAGCUUAUGCUAUCAUGGGCGAAGAAGACGAACUAGAUCCCGAGAACCGCGCUAUUAACGAACUGGAUAUCGACCACCUGCUGUCGAACAGUCGAACAAUUCGGUAUGACCCUACGAAAAAUGGGGGGAAUGCUAACGGUGAUGAAGGGAUUGGUGGAGGCGACAACGGUACUUCUAGGCACGUACCCGUUUCUCAGACUACCGCUCUGUCAUUCUCAAAGGCAUCAUUCACGUCAGAAUCAGCCGACUCUACCAUCGAUUUUAACGAUGAGAAGUUCUGGGAGAAGGUUCUUGGCCCUAAGCCUGUGCAAGUGCUUAUGAAAAAGGUCCAAGAAGGCUGGCUUAAAACGGCAUCACAAGAUGAAGUUCGAACAUUUCUCUUGCAGCUGCGUGAAUUAGCCCGCGCCGUCGUUAAGGAGCGACAACGAGGCAAGUCCUUAGCAGACGCUGACCAAGUUCUCUCGACAUUGAUUGAGCUGAAAGUCACGGGCUGCGUUAUAAAGGGAGUUGUAAACGUUCGAGAGAUUGCCGCCGAAUGGCUUCAGGUGAUCGAGCGACCUAAACGUCGCCGUAGCCAAGACAUCGGGGGCGAGUUGAUGUAUAUCGAAUUUCUCGAUGGGCCAAAGGAGCAGCCGCCGAAAUUCAAGAAAGGUGGCGCACGCCGCAAGCAGAGUCCGAAAGCCGAAAGGAAGAAAGACCGAAAGCACAAGCGUGACGGCGAGUUUGGUAAUGGUGAAAUCGGUCCUCCGAAGCGCAAGAAAGCAGCCCGUCAGGCAUCUGACCAUAAGAUUACGCGAGUUUCAUCACCUAGGGGCUGUGUAUUGAGUGGUCUCCGGAUCAAGCUGAGGGUGUUCAAGAGCAGCGGAAGCUACAGUCUCGUGAAAGUGGCAAGCAGGAUUCGAAAUGUACAGAAGAAGCUUGGUCAAUUGUCAAGAGAGACAGACGUACCGUCCGCAUGCGUCAAUAUUAACCAUGCUGACCAAUUCCGACCCGGCGCGGUGGGGGAUAAUAAAAACGUAGAGUGCGCAAGCGGUUCCGAGGGGGAACAAGUAGUACAGGAGCAUGAGGAAGAGGAAGAGGAAGAGGAAGAGGAGGAGGAGGAGGAGGAAGAGGAGGAAGAAGAAGAAGAGGAGGAGGAGAAAGAAGAGGAAGAAGAGGAGGAGGAAGAAGAAGAAGAAGACGCCUAUGAUGAAGAGGAAGAUGCGACGGAAAAGGAGGAUUUCAGGAGUCACCCGCAUGAAACUAAAGCAAAAACGGGUGGCAGAUCUCGAAAGGCUGUUAGAGAAGAUGUUGAUCCACAAGAGGACGAAGAUAUGUGGUGUCGAGUAUGCUUUAGCGACCAAGGCUACCUUGACGAUCCAAUCGUACAGUGUGAGAGGUGUUCUGUCGCUGUUCACCAGUACUGUUACGGGAUUAAAUUAGUGCCUGAAGGGGAUGAGCCAUGGUUCUGCGAUUAUUGUGCUGAACGGACGGAUUCUUCUUCUGAUGCGCCGUGCGAGUUGUGUCCUUUAAAGCGCUCAAAAAGUGCGUUCAAAAAGACGUGCGAAGGCAAAUGGGUCCACGUGGUGUGCGCCCUGUGGUCGCCCGGUGUUCAGUUUUCCGACGUGGAGCGCAUGAACGGAGUCAAACAUGUUGCCGCAGCUGUUGAGGAGAUGAAAAACACGACUUGCGCCUUGUGCGGAAAGAAGAGUGGUUGUAUCAAAUGCAUGCGAGGUUCAUGCUCGACGUAUUUCCACCCACAGUGUGGCCGUGAAUCAAGAGGAGCGUGCGAUAUGUUUAUGAAAGAAGGGGGACAGCUGCAAGCAUUUUGCCAGAAGCACCGAACGCAUAAGAAGCGUAGUUAG